CUUUACGCUACCAACCUAUGUCUCAGUUAUCCGAAUAUCUUAACCUUAAGAUUGUGUAAUUCCUGACUGUUGUUGAUUUCUCUCAUCAUCAAAAGUGAAUCUCAAUAUACUUCAAAUGACCGUCCCAAAUGAUGUUGCUCUAUAUGAGCUUGCGAUCAAAGCAGGAGUUCCUAUGGAUAACAAAGUUUUUAGUGACUUUAUCGGUUUCGUCAAACAGCUUUUUUUUCAUUGUCUUAAGAAUCUAAAGUUUGACUCAUGCAUAUAUCAUGCUUAGUAGGUUAGUUCUGCAAGUCUAAUACAUUUUUGGCUAAAAAAUUGGCCUAGAAAUCCAAUUUUCCAAAACUUAAAAAAUCGCAUACACUUGGCAAUUAGUGUCUUUGAAACAUUACUUGGAAGUGAUAGGAUCGUCGACAAGAAGUGACAAUGGUCAACAGAUAGUCCUAUGGAAUAAAGUAGGUCAUUCCUCAAGAUUAUCUAAAGCGGUAGUUUUGUUGUCGACAAAGUUAAUCUUUGGCUAACGGAUUGCGAGUUUAAAUGUCAUCUUGCCUGCUUCAGUUUGAGUAUCUAUAUAGUAAGCCUACCCCUCACAUAAAUUAUGAGUGAAAACCAAACUGACAAUCUGGUACCUGGCUACUGGGCGAUUAAUUUUAGUGAAAUUGAAACACCUUAUUAUGUUUGUCAUGUGUAACCAGUCAUCCCAUCACGUCAAUUGACGUUACCUAGUGUGAGAUAUACUUAGGAAACGGUUGGAAGUAAAAAGACCAAUCCAUUGUGUCAUUUAAAGGAAAGCAAGCUUCUUGUGGUUAGGCGCUAUGAAUGGUAGGGUUCAAAAUAAGUCACAAUAAAGCAUUCAUUCUUUGAAAUAAAACCCGAAUAUUUCAUCAUUAUUUCACUUGUGCACAUGGCUCUGUUUAAUUAACUGUGAUCUGACGAUCUAGUAAGGUCACUAUUUCUAGGUUUAAGGUAUAUGAAUAACUAAAUUUCCGGUUGCAUUUAUCAAUAUUAAAGAAAUAACUAGAUAAAGUAUGCUUACGUAAAUGGAUGACUUGGUAAUCUAUUCCUUCUGUUCCCAGUUGUAAACUAAAAAACUUACGGGUAUGCAUUCAGUGCAAUGGGUUUAUAAAACAUAGCAAAUAAACCUGUAAGUUGGGAGACUCAAAGGUUUUCAGACAAUGACUUCGUAUCAUUUCAUGUCGUCAUUGACUGCGACUCUAAUUCGUGUUUGAAAGUGUAAGCCCCCGAGUUAUUGUCAUCAAAUUAACUGUAUUUUGUAGUUAAAGACCCCAAGUAUGACAUUCACAAUUGUUGGGAGUGGCCUGAAUAGAUCUACUCAUUAUAUUCCUUUAAAUGUUAAAUCCUAGUAUUUCAUCAUUUUUAAAUUUUAUUCGUUAUUUUUGAACUGUAUUUCCCAAAUUUAGUCCUUGAUACUACUAUUGCAUGUAUCAACUACCUGUCAGAACAGUGUAUCUGAUUACUGGGUCGUAUACUAAAAAGUGGUUUUUAUGUAUAGUUAUUUCAAAUUAUUAUUUUGAUAACAUUCAACUUUUCAUAUCUUUUUCUAUUAGAAGAGUAUAUAGCUUGAUUUCACUGGGUUGCAGUCCAGACGUCAUUUUUUCAAUGUUAAAAUAUCUCACAUCUGUUCAAUUAAUCGAUUCUACAGAAUUAGUCGAUCGUAAUUCAAUAUCCAAUAUUAGUACAACUACUAGCAGGAGUACUGAACAUCAUCAGGUGAAUAGAUCGAGAUUCCUAGCAAGUCGGAAUUUAGAAUCACAACAAAGUUUUCUUGGUACUUUUAGUGAUUGUGAUCAAUAUUUUAAUGGACGGAAUUAUGAAUUAUGUAAAAUGCUGUCAAAUAAACCGAGAGUUACACAACAUCAUCUAUAUUCAAAACCAAACUUAUAAUGUGGUGUGGCAACUCGAACU
Schistosoma mattheei is the source of this 1923-nucleotide messenger RNA. The record is from the annotation of a GenBank genome assembly. Lineage: Eukaryota; Metazoa; Platyhelminthes; Trematoda; Strigeidida; Schistosomatidae.